GGUUCUUGGGGGAAGGCAAUAUGAUGUCCUUCGUCUCUUUGCUCCUGAUGGGCAUUCUGUUCCCGGCCCUCCAGGCCAAGCAGUUUACGAAAUGUGAGCUGUCCCAGGUGCUGAAAGACAUGGAUGGCUAUGGAGGCGUCUCUUUACCUGAAUGGAUCUGUAAUGUAUUCCAUAUCAGUGGUUACGACACGGAAACUGUAGUCAAAAACAAUGGCAGAACAGAAUAUGGACUCUUUCAGAUCAAUAAUAAGCUUUGGUGCAGGGACAACCAGAUACCUCAUUCAAGGAACAUCUGUGGCAUCUCCUGUGAUAAGUUCUUGGAUGAUGACCUUACUGAUGACAUGAUGUGUGCCAAGAAGAUCCUGGAUAGUGAAGGAAUUGACUACUGGUUGCCCCAUAAACCACUCUGCUCUGAGAAGCUGGAACAGUGGCUCUGUGAGAGGUGGUGA
This is a messenger RNA of Miniopterus natalensis, 449 nucleotides long. It is a transcript of the gene LALBA, whose product is annotated as lactalbumin alpha. Gene Ontology annotation, biological process: defense response to Gram-positive bacterium; defense response to Gram-negative bacterium; lactose biosynthetic process. NCBI's taxonomy places the organism in Eukaryota, Metazoa, Chordata, Mammalia, Chiroptera, Miniopteridae. Gene Ontology annotation, molecular function: calcium ion binding; lactose synthase activity; lysozyme activity. The record is from RefSeq and is a predicted model, not a curated record.